CAUAUUCAACUGGCUCUGCGCCACAGUCUGUAGCUAUUGGUGAUUUUAAUAACGACAGCCGACCGGAUAUCAUCGUUGCUAAUUUCAAUGACAACAAUGUAAGUGUACUACUUCGGUAUGAUAGAGGAGCUCUGAAAGACGAAAUCACAUUUGCAUCUGCCAAUGGUUCUCGUUUACAAAGCUUUGCUGUUUUUGAUUUCAAUAACGAUAGCCUACUAGAUAUCGCUGUUGUCAAUUAUGGUACUAAUAACAUAGGUAUUCUUCUUGGACAUGGGACUGGCACUUUUGAAAACCAAAUGAUGUUUUCAACGGGCUUAAAUUCUCAUCCUUACUCAAUGGCUAUCCAUGAUUUCAAUAAAGACGGUCAAGCGGAUAUAGCUGUGGCCAAUUAUGGUACUAAAAAUCUUGUUACAUUUAUGGGAAGUGGGAAUAGAACAUUUGAAAAUCAAGGACGUUACGGUAUAAAUUUUGAUUUUGCUCCACUGAUGAUUGGUGCUGGUAGUUUCAACAAAGAUGGGAGUUCAGAAAUUUUCGUUGCAUAUGAUGGCAUCGAUUAUGUAGAUAUGCUGGUUACAUACGACAUCGGAUCUUUCAGUAAUCACAUUGAGUAUUCAACUGGCAAUUGGCUCCAAUUUGUAGCUCUUGGCGAUUUUAAUAACGACACCCAACUGGAUAUCGUCAUCGCUAAUGACGGCGACAACACUGUAAGCGUACUUCUCGGAUAUGGAAAUGGUUCUUUCACUAAUCAAAAGACAUACUCAACUGGCUCUCAGCCAUGGUCUGUAGCUGUUGGCGAUUUUAAUAACGACACCAAUCUGGAUAUCGUCGUCGCUAAUCUUCAUGGCAGCACUGUAAGUGUACUUAUCGGAUAUGGCAAUGGCUCUUUUGCAAAUCAAACGACAUAUUCAACUGGCUCUGGCCCAAUUUCUGUAGCUGUUGGUGAUUUUAACAACGACACCAAUCUGGAUAUCGUCGUUGGUAAUUGGGGUGACAACACUGUAAGCAUCCUUCUUGGAUAUGCCGAUGGCUCGUUUGCAAAUCAGACGACAUAUUCAACUGGUUCUGAACCAUACUCUGUGGCUGUUGGUGAUUUUAACAACGACACCAAUCUGGAUAUCGUUGUUGCUAACUCUGGUGACAACACUGUAAGCAUCCUUCUUGGAUAUGGCAAUGGCUCCUUUGCAAAUCAAACGAAAUAUUCAACUGGCUCUGGCCCAAUUUCUGUAGCUGUUGGUGAUUUUAACAACGACACCCAUCUGGAUCUCGUCGUCGCUAAUGGUGAUGACAACACUAUAAGUGUACUUAUCGGAUAUGGCAAUGGCUCUUUUGCGAAUCAAACGAAAUAUUCAAUAGGCUCUGGGCCAAGUUCUGUAGCUAUUGAUGAUUUUAAUAAUGACAACCGACUGGAUAUCGUCGUCACUAAUUGGAAUGACAACACUAUGAGUGUCCUUCUUGGAUAUGGCAAUGGUGUUUUUGCAAAUCAAAUGAUCUAUUCAACUGGCACUAGUCCUUCAUCUGUAGCUGUUGGCGAUUUCAAUAAUGACACCCGAUUGGAUAUCGUCGUCACUAACCUGAAUGAAGAGAGUAUCAGUAUAUAUCUGGGAUAUCCUAAUGAAGGGUUUUUUAAGCAAAUGAGACUCAUAACUGGCAAUGGAUCUCGCCCUAAGUCAUUCGCCAUUGGAGAUUUUAACAAUGACAGUCAAAUGGAUAUAGCAGUGGCGAAUUCAGGCAAUAGCAACGUCGGUAUUUUCCUAAGAUAUGACAAUGGUUCUUUCGGAAAUCAAAUGGCAUAUGCAACUGAUUCCUCUCCGUGGUCAGUAGCCGUUGGUGAUUUCAACAACGAUACCAUACUUGAUAUUGUCGUCGCGAAUCUUGGCAGUGACAAUGUUGGUAUAUUUCUUGGAUGGGGUGAUGGCUCGUUUUCAAACCAGAAAACGUUCACAACCGGUUUUAGCUCUCAACCAAACGCGGUUGCUGUUGGCGAUUUCAACAAUGACACCUUGCUAGACAUUAUUGUUGCUAAGUAUGGCACAAACAACAUAGGUGUGUUGCUUGGUUAUGGGAAUGGCUUCUUCACAAGUGCCAAGCUUUUUUCGACCGGUUAUGGAUCUCUUCCGUUCUCGGUUUCUGUUGAUGAUUUAGACAACGAUGGAAAAUUGGAUUUCGUCGUCGCCAACGAAGGUGCUGACAAUUUAAACAUUUUUUUACAGACCUGUUAAUAUUGCCACCGCUGCCUUAAACUUUUUUUUCAUUGAUUCAUUAUUCCUAACUUCUACUUAGCGCUACUAAUAUUUCUUCUAACUAUUUUUGUGUGUGAGUAUAUGUUGAGAAUUGAAAUAUUUUACAUGAAGAUAAGAAAUAUCAAGUGAAGCUAUGACAAUACGUCUACAUUUGACAAAGAAUCUCGUCAGAUGUAUGACAUGAAUAUGCCAAGCACACGGUGAUGUGUUUCGCUCUUGCUUAAUGCUAUCAUCAUAAGAUUAGACAA
Messenger RNA from Rotaria sp. Silwood1, 2488 nucleotides. The record is from the annotation of a GenBank genome assembly. NCBI's taxonomy places the organism in Eukaryota, Metazoa, Rotifera, Eurotatoria, Philodinida, Philodinidae.